GGCCUCUGCUCGCCCGGCGGUGUUUGAAAAGGGACCGUUACCCAGGAAACCCUUCCCUCGGCCCGGGCAAGGCAAUGCCGUUAGCGCAGGGUAAAUACAGUAACUCAAACUGAACAAGAAAUGUACGAGAUAAGAAUGAAACUUGCGGCUCUGUGGCACCUGCUCGCCAACGAUCCCAAAGUGCUUCCUAGAUCUACUAAUGAAGGGAGCCUCCCACCCUGCUCCCCUUUGGAGUAACAGCCCAUUUUACAUAUGGGGAAGGAGAAGCUGCAACUUGCCUAAGACGAGAUCACACAAGCCUGUGGCAAAGUCGGCCAAAAACCGCAAUCUCCUUCCCUCACUAUAUUUGAACCAGCAGAAGAACAUGGUUCCUAGGAGUGCCCCUCUGGCACUAGUGACUUACUCCUGCUUGGUUCGAGUUCAUGUACUGCUUAAACUGGCUUAUCCUUUCACCAACACAGGUUGGCUUAAUAAAAGAUCUUACCUCACCCACCCUGCCUUUAGGAUGGUGAACAGUUAGUUCUACAAGUAUACAUUAGUAUACAGUUUUGUAUUAGGGUUUUCACGGAUUUUGAGUAUUUGAUUUAUAAUUCAAUAUUUCUGAGAAAAAUAAGGUGAAUAGUAAAACAAAGUUUCAAUCCCUGGCGUAUAAUGUUCCCACUAUAUAUUGUGGGUUUAGGACUUUGCAUUUCUCUAGUGGCUUCCAAGUAAUUUCUGGAGAAAUUCCCCUAAAAUGGAGACAAAAUGGAAAAAGUUUUUUUUUACUUUGGAUUUAGGGAGAAAAUAAUGUAUCCAGGCCUAGAGAGUUUUAUACUAUAAAAUAAUGCUUGUGAUGAGUCAGAAUAAAAUUAGCUCCUCACUCAGAUAAAUUGACCUAAACAUUUCAAACUAAUUUCAACAGAUGUUUAUAGGAAAAAAUACUAUUUUAAAGGACUCCCAUUAACUAGAUGCAUUUUGAGUUUGUUGCAAUUAAUUUAGACAACAAAAGAUGAAUAGAUAUUGUAGAUUUUCUUUUUGUGCUGAAAAACAUCAGUUCUCAUCUAAAACCUUUUGACACCUGGUUCUAAAUCCCUUAUUCUAGAAAAAGAUGGUAACUACACAACUGUGCUAUAUUAUUUGAUAAUAGAUAUGCUGUACAAUUAUUGGCCAUUUUAUAAUCCCAUUGAUUUCAAUAGAAGUUAGGAACCUAAAUACCUUUGAGGUUCUUGGCCAAAGAUCUUACAAUCUGGAUUUACUUUGACAAAGCAAUGGGAUAGACAGGGAGGGAGGAAAGAAGGAAGGAAGGAAUAUGUAGAACAAAGGCACUGGGGUGAGUGGUACAGUAAGCGUAGGCUUUUUGUUUGGUUGGUUUUAUAGUGAUAGAAAAUUAUAUCCAUGUAAAACACAAGAUUGGAGAAUUCGUGGUUUUUAGGACAAGGGCCGGAGGAGACAAUUAAAUCUGUUGUUUUAAAGGAACCAUUAGAUAUGGUAAUCUCAGUCAUCAGUGAAAAAUGUAAACAGUGUUUGCAGUCUAAAUGGAAUAAGAGGAAGAAGAAUACUUUGCACUUUUCAAGUCUUUUUACUGAGGAUCUUAAAGCACUUUAUGAACAAUCAUUAAUGAAGACUCAGCAGCCAUGGGAGGCAGGAUUUAUCAUAACCCAUACUGUUAAGUAAUGCUAAGAUACAAAAGAAAUUUAAAAAUCCAUCCGGAAUUCAGUGACACCCAAUACAGGCACCAGUGAAUAUGUCAUUCAGUCAAAAUAGACCGCCAACAUCAGAGUUGGUAGAGCUUCAUGUUUUUUAUGUCCCAGAAGAAGUGUGGAACUUCACAUUAAAUACAGUUUCUGCAGAUCUUACUAGCAAAUUCAUUUCAGCUGGAUUUAUAAGGGUGCCUCGUCAUGUCACAUUGAGAGCACUGCGGGAGGAGCUUGGAGACUUCCUGGGUGAAGAUGCUGUUGCAGAUAAGUUUAUAUUUCUGAAACAUAUAGGGAAAAAGCUAGCAGUGGUGAAAGCAAAGCAAGAAACAGAACUGAAACUCAAGUUAUUUGCUCCCCCACAUGCACUUCAUCCCGAAUUAUAUUUGCUCCCUGGAGUGGACCACUUAGAAAUUGCUUAUUCAUUAUCAACAACUCCAGAUACACAGCACUUUAAUGCAGAAUCCCAUAAGUCUCCCCAUGGACCAAGUACUUUAAAUCUUCCAAAGAAAGAGCAUGAAAAAAGUCCAACAUUUCUAGAAAGUCCACAGAAAAAUACUCUCAUGCAGAAUCAGGAAGAUUCUAGUUCUUUAGGAUGGAGUGAGACAGAAAAAGAAAUGAUUUCAGUUUUGCACAUAAAACCUGAACAAAGCCUGAACAACAGGACUUGGGAAAAACAGAUUCCACGUAGAAGGAAAGACCAAAUUGGAUCCAAUGAAUCUCUACGCAUACCAAGUAGUUUAAAUCCCACAAAGUGGGAGUCUGCAAAAAAUCCUACAUCUUUGGAAAGUGCUCAGAAAAAUCAUCUAAGCCAGGAUCAGAAAGAAUCUAAUACAUGUAGGUGGAGUCAAAAAGACAAAGGGACUAUUUCAGGUCAUCAUGUAAAACAGAGCACUGAACAAGCCAAGAACAAUGAGACUCAGGAAAAUCACAUUCCCCCUGGAAGAAAAGAAGAAAUCCCUAUGGUGGUGGCUGAAAAUGUGGAAAAUAGAGGCAAUCUAAAAGCUAUCAGGAUGGGAAGAAACACUGCAGGCGAUUCCGGUAUUCCAGAAUCAUUGGAAGAUGGAGACAAGGAAUAUUUGCACAAUAAGAAAAGCCCUCAGCAGUCUGGAAUUAGAGAAUCUGUGACUGAUAUUGGUAUCAAACAGGAUGAUAAGACAGAUAAGAAUAACAUAAAUCGUCUUGAGUAUUCAAGUCAAUACAUUUCUCCUCCUCCUCCACCGUCUCUUUCUAUAAACAGAUCUCAAGUUCCCAUAUUUCAGACAGAGAAAAGCAAGAUGGUUGAACAACUGAAACAAAUGAAGGCAGAAAGAAGGCACAUGGAAAGAACUAGAGAGGAACUGGUUAAAAAAGCCAAAGGUUUGCUUGAACAAAAUAAGCUGAGGAGAUAUCAUGCUCGUGAUGCAUGGAAAAAGAAAUAUUUUGAAACUAAGAAAGCUACAGCUUCAUUGGAGGACAUUUUAAAUAAACUGCGACAAGAUGUAGAGCUUUACUAUCAAAAGUUACUGUUGCAGCUGGAAGCCAGAGAUAUCAGGAAACGACCAAACAAUUUAACACACAUUGCAAACGCCAAGAACACCACAAUCAUCCAGAUUACAACAGUGCAGCACGAAAUUGAUCAACUAAAGAGAAAGCUGGAUAAUACAAAAAUGAAACUCAUAAUAGAAAUUAAGAUGAGAAAGCAGGCAGCCUCUGAUUUACGAGCAUUGAGAGCAGAGCUGGCACAGAAGAAAAUUCAGUCAUCUUUAAUACUUCAGUCUGAAACACCAGUAUUUUAGAAGGAUCGCAUUACUUGAGAUUGUGUAAUAUAUUUGUAUAGAAGCUCAGCAUGUCAGUAUUGUUUUUAUGUUCCUAUGCUUUUAUUGUAAAGAGACUUUUCAAUAUGUAAGAUAGGAUAAUUGUAUAUGUUAAAAUAGAGGUAUAUCAUGUAUUUAAAAUGCCUUAAAAUAGCUCAAGCUAAUAAUUGUAACUCAGUUGUAAUUCACUUAUACUCAUAAAACAUGCAGUUUAAUCUAUUAGCGUGUUUAUUUUUUACUAUAAGCUAAUCAAAUGUAAAG
Molecule: messenger RNA, 3730 nt
Organism: Terrapene triunguis (Three-toed box turtle)
Lineage: Eukaryota; Metazoa; Chordata; Testudines; Emydidae
Product: spermatogenesis-associated protein 1-like
Exons: 14
Coding region: 1724-3451 (575 amino acids)
Source: RefSeq, a predicted model, not a curated record